Parus major (Great Tit) is the source of this 625-nucleotide messenger RNA. It is a transcript of the gene SNAPIN, whose product is annotated as SNAP associated protein. The record is from RefSeq and is a predicted model, not a curated record. Lineage: Eukaryota; Metazoa; Chordata; Aves; Passeriformes; Paridae. Gene Ontology annotation, biological process: regulation of synaptic vesicle exocytosis; lysosome organization; lysosome localization. The transcript is spliced from 3 exons. The coding region runs from base 107 to 517 and encodes 136 amino acids. Gene Ontology annotation, cellular component: BLOC-1 complex; BORC complex; synaptic vesicle. Gene Ontology annotation, molecular function: SNARE binding.
GGACCAACCCCGUGUUGUUUUAACCCCAAUUGACGGGGUCGGGGGUCUGUGGCCUGGGUGUGUCAGCGCCUUUGACGGACGCUCAGCAGCGCAGCUGUGCCGCCAGAUGUGUUUCCAGCGGUGCCUCCAGCUGUGCCUCGCGUCUUCCAUUGCGACUACAUUUCCCACGAGCCCCCGCGGCGCCCACCGGAAGCGGCCGCUCCCGCUCCCCCCGGACUCGCUUUCCCGGCAGCCCCUGUGGCGCCCCUGGGCCAAGAUGGCGGCGGGGAGCGGCCCCGGGGCUCGGGAGCUCUUUGCUGAGGGGCUCCUGCAGUUCCUGCGGCCCGCGGUGCGACAGCUCGACCGCCACGUCCACAGCGUCAGGGAGAGCCAGGUGGAGCUGCGGGAGCACAUCGACAGCCUGGCCACAGGAGCGGCUGCGGAGGCUGAACCACAGCGUGGCCAAGGAGACGGUGCGGAGGAGGGCGAUGCUGGAGGCCGGGGGCUACCAGGGCAAGUGAGCAGGAAUCCCUGCUGAUCCCAGCUCGGGAAUUCCCCCGUCAGCUGCAGCCCAGGGAACGGGAACGCCUGGAGCCGCGCUCCCAGCUUUGUGGGUGCUGGAAUAAAAGUGACCGAGAGUCCGUGA